Messenger RNA from Gastrolobium bilobum, 1422 nucleotides. RefSeq lists its product as uncharacterized. Bases 1 to 1422 code for a protein of 473 amino acids. The transcript has 2 exons. Gene Ontology annotation, molecular function: RNA-DNA hybrid ribonuclease activity; nucleic acid binding. The record is from RefSeq and is a predicted model, not a curated record. NCBI's taxonomy places the organism in Eukaryota, Viridiplantae, Streptophyta, Magnoliopsida, Fabales, Fabaceae.
AUGAAUGAAGUGUUCAAAGACUUGAUUGGAAACAGCGUUGAGGUGUACAUUGAUGAUAUGAUCGCCAAAUCGCAAACGCCAGAGGAACACCGCUCACACCUUCAAGGCGUAUUUGAUAGGUUGCGAAAGUACAACAUGCGGCUGAAUCCAAGCAAGUUCGCCUUCGGCGUCCCCGCUGGAAAUUUUCUUGGAUUCAUGCUGACAAAGAGAGGCAUAGAGGAGUUCAAAAGAGCCCUAUCCUGCCCGCCGGUCCUCACCAAGCCAGGCAGUAGUGAAACUCUGUACUUCUACCUCGCCGUGGGUGCUGAAGCCAUCAGCGCAACUUUGGUAAGAGAACUUAAAGAAGGGCAGCUGCCGGUUUAUUUCGUCAGCAAAGUGUUGCAAGGCGCGGAACUGCGAUAUCAACAAGUUGAAAAGGUCGCCCUCACACUCAUCUUCGCCGCACGAAGGCUGAGGCCUUAUUUCCAAUGCCACCUUAUUACAGUCAGAACCAAUCAGCCUAUUCGCCAAAUCUUGCACAAACCUGAUCUCGCCGGAAGAAUGAUGUCCUGGGCGAUUGAACUGUCGGAGUACCAGAUCAGUUACGAACGCAGAACUUCCAUUAAAGCUCAAGCUCUCACAGAUUUCAUAGCCGAAAUGACGCACACCUGCGCAGCAGCUAGCCAAGCAACAGAAACCCCAAGGUUGGCGAUGUGGAAGCUGUAUGUUGAUGGCUCUACCAACGCCAAAGGCACUGGAGCCGGAAUGAUAAUUGAAAAUCCAGACGGGGUGGCGAUGGAGCAUUCAUUAUAUUUCAACUUUAAUACCACUAACAACCAAGCUGAGUAUGAGGCAAUGAUCCCCGGCCUGCUCCAAGCCAAAGAGUUGGGAGCGCAACGUCUCAAGGUCUUCAGUGAUUCUCAGUUGGUGACAUUCCAAAUUUUGGGUGAAUAUCAAGCUAAAGGGCCGCUGAUGUGCAAGUACUUAGAGAAAGUUAAAGAGAUCAUUUUGACCUUCGAGACAGUUGACAUUGAGCACAUUAGGCGAUCAGAAAACACACGUGCAGACAUUCUCGCAAAACUAGCAAGCACCAAAAGUCCAGGUAAUAAUCGUUCUGACAUCCAGCAUAACCUGCCUAAUCCAUGCAUCGUCGUGAGUAUUGCCGACAUCGCCGAAGGAGUCGCCGAAAAUACCUGGAUCACUUUCAUCUCCAACUACCUAUCAGAGGGUACCCUCCCAGCGGACCAGAAGGAAGCCAAGAGGAUCAAGUGGAAAUGCGCCCACUUUUGCAUGAUGCAGGGGCGUUUGUACAACAGGGGUUUCUCAACCCCACUUUUGAAAUGCUUGAACCCCAGCGGUGUAGGGUACAUUUUGGAAGAAAUCCAUGAAGGAAUCAACGGCCACCACAUGGGCGGCCACUCUCUAGCAAAGAAAGCACUCUGA